This is a messenger RNA of Lactuca virosa, 2071 nucleotides long. The record is from the annotation of a GenBank genome assembly. NCBI's taxonomy places the organism in Eukaryota, Viridiplantae, Streptophyta, Magnoliopsida, Asterales, Asteraceae.
ACUAGCUACGUACUUCCAAGCUUAUCCUGUUACCUACCUAUUAACUAAUCCUCAUUAUAUUUUCUUAUUUUUAACUGUUGUGUGUACUAUGGACGGGAAGAAACUGGAAUACAAAGGAGAGGAGGCUCUAAAGGAGCUUCAGAAGCUGACAUCAGAAGCCGAUAAAGUUCAAUACGAGUUGCUGAAAGCAAUCUUAACAAGGAACAAUAAGACCGAAUACCUUCAAAAGCAUAUGAAAGGAUUCUCAAUGAAUGAUGUAUCGGUAUUCAGGCAGAAGGUUCCAGUCAUCACAUACAAAGACAUCUAUCCUUAUAUUCAAAGGAUAGCUAAUGGUGAAGACUCUUCUCUGAUCUCUGGUCACCCCAUAACGGAGAUGCUAUGCAGCUCGGGAACAUCUGGUGGUGAGCCUAAGCUAAUGCCAUCGAUCGCAGAAGAUCUUGACCGUCGAACUUUUGUCUAUAACCUUAUCAUGCCAAUAAUGAACCAAUAUGUGACAGGCCUUGAUGAAGGUAAGGCCAUGUUUCUAUAUUUUGUUAAGUCGGAGAUGUCAACUCCAUGUGGUUUACCCGCUCGAACAGUUCUCACAAGUUAUUACAAAAGCAAACACUUCAAGACUCGUACGCGUGACCUUUACAACGAUCAAACAAGCCCAGACGAAGCCAUUUUAUGCGAUGACAGCAACCAAAGCAUGUACUGCCAGCUUUUAGCUGGGCUCAUCCACCGCCAGCAAGUCAUGCGGCUUGGAGCCGUAUUUGCAUCGGCUUUACUGCGUGCAAUCUCCUUCCUUGAACGCAAUUGGCUCAGUCUGUGCACCGAUAUCCGUACCAGUCAACUCAACCCUAUGAUCACCGAUUCUGGUUGCCGCUCAGCCAUGUCAGCAAUGCUCAAGUUAGCAGACCCGAGUUUAGCAGAUGAGAUUGAAAACAUUUGUAGCCGUCGAUCAUGGAAAGGAAUAGUGUGCGACUUAUGGCCUAAGGCUAAGUAUAUUGAGGCAGUGGUUACAGGGUCAAUGUCCCAGUAUAUACCGGCUCUUGAGUACUACAGUAGAGGGAAGUUACCAUUGGUGUGUACAAUGUAUGCUUCAUCGGAGUGUUAUUUUGGGGUAAACUUAAAACCUUUGUGUGAUCCUGAAGAUGUCGCUUUUACCCUCUUACCUAACAUGGGUUACUAUGAAUUCAUUCCCUUGGGUGAAAAUGAGACAUAUGGAAAUGAUGACGAAGAGAUCUCCACGGAUACGCUUGUCAAAUUGGUGGAUGUUAAAGUUGGUUGCUAUUAUGAGUUGGUGGUCACAACAUUUUCUGGACUAAACCGAUAUCGUAUUGGAGAUGUGCUUCAAGUGACUGGAUUUCAUAACCGGACCCCACAAUUUCGGUUCAUUUGCAGGAGGAAUGUCAUUCUAAGCAUUGACAAUGACAAAACUAAUGAAGAAGAUCUGCAUAAGAGCAUCAUGGCAGCAAAAAGACUUUUAGAACCCUACAAUGCUCUACUUGUGGAAUACACUAGCUAUGCUGAUACAUCAUCAGUGCCAGGACACUACGUCAUAUACUGGGAGAUUAAACAUUGCACACCCUCUGUCCUAGAUAAGGUCACGUCUCCAUUUGGCCCUAAGGUGCUUGAAGAUUGUUGUAUUGCAAUGGAAGAAGAUCUUGAUUAUAUUUAUAGGCGAUGUCGUACUCAUGAUAAGUGUAUUGGACCACUUGAGAUUCGUGUUGUGAAGCCUGGCACUUUUGACUCCUUGAUGGACCUGUUUAUCAAACAGGGUGCAUCCAUUAAUCAGUACAAAACUCCACGCUGCAUCAAGUCUGAAGCUGCAUUGAAGUUGCUUAACUCUAACAUGAAGGCCUGCUUCUUUAGUCCACGGGAUCCCACAUGGAACCCUUGAUUAUCUAACUAAUUUAUAAUAAACAGAUUCUCCCUUUAGCUGGGGAAACAGAAUGGGUAAGUUAUAUGACGCUUCACCCAGUUUUGUUUGAGUUAAUAACUUUACUUAUCUAGCUAAUGAUCUUUUCAAGGUGUUUCAUCAUCGAGGAAAAAUAUCAUCUUCUAUGUUCUUGAUCAUGUAUGACCUAGG